UGGUGAAAGUUGAUCCUAUACAAAAUUUCAUUAUGGAGCCUUACUGUAUACAAAAAUAGAAUGGUAUUUUAGGCGGGAAUUGCUUCAGCAGGGAUAGCAAUUGGCAUACGCAUAACCUCUUGCAUGAUUUGUCGGAUAAAGUAGAGGAUCUCACAACGCAAUUCCUCAAUGUUGCUGUUUUUAUUCCUCUUUCAUGCUCUAUUACUCCCUCCGCUCGCAGCUCUCUGAAUCCUUGGUUGGGGGCUGGAUUUCCAAGCCAUAGCCCCACUGUUAACAGUUUCUCCUCCCCGACUGUCUGCUUUCUGAUUCUAUCUACAUUCAUGUGUACAUGAAGAUAUUAAGGAACACAUACUAGGGAGAAGGUGGAUUUCAUUCAUCGAUUUACUCUGUGUUUAACCAUUGAUUAUUAAGGAGAUGUGAAUUUAAACAUCUAUUUCAAAACCCACCUGCCAGAGAGAGCUUUACAAAUCCACCAUGCAAUAACUCAUUAUCCAGCAAAGGUGCAGCCGCGAGCAGAGAUCGCAAAGAAUAGAGACUAUCGUGACCACCUAGAGUUGAACCAGUGCAAAUCUAACCAGUUGUGAAUCUAAUGUCAAAAGAUGUUUGAUAUAUAUAGCUAACUUGCGUGCUUGCUCAGUUGCUCGAAGGUGAAUUGGUUGGACAAAAUUGAGCAGAAAUAAAGAGAAAUUAUGGGACUAUUUGUUUGAGGUGUUGGUGCUACCAUUUCUCUAUUGCCCAAGUUGUUUUCUUACUCCAUGGUAGUACACUCUUUUUUGUAAAUUGCUGCAUUUUUAAGUUAUCGCUAUUAAUCCUUCUAUAUUAAUCCUUAUGUACAAGGAGAACUUCGUGCCAAUAAACAUCCACUAUAAAUACGGUGGGCUUAUCCAAUUCAAGACACAUCACAGCUGCUUUGAAAAUAGAAAUAAGAUGCAAAAUAUUGCUCAUUCACUGUCGACUCACAUAUUCUAAUUCUUCUUCUUCGUCCAAUUUAUACUUCCACCACCUCCAAAAUCCUCCCCUCCCUCAGGUCUCAACUUGUCUGAUGCCCAGUCCACCAAAAGUAUCUCAUUUAUCUGCUCCGCCGCCUUCACCUCGAUUGGCCUCUGCCGAUUUGUGAAGAGAUGGCCUCCAAUAGAUCUUUGCAAUGGAUGAAGGAGGAAGAAAAUAGACAGCCAUUGGAAAAAUCCUGAUUCUUCAAAUCUAAAUACCUCUCCUGCAGAAUCUACAUUGAAUACACCCUCCUAAGAGAAUAUCAUUUAGUAUUUUUGAUGGAUGAUACUUUGGAUCGAAUAGAAAAGUCUAAAUAAAUACUCAUUUUUGAUACAGCACUUUGGAACGAGGAGACGAUCACGCGGAUCAAGUGCAUAAACUGACAGAGAGAAUUAAACCAGUGGGCCUUGUUAUAGGGGAGCCCAUUAUGCAUGAGAACACGAUGAAGGUGGUUCAAGAUUACAUUGAAAUACUAAAGAAGAUAAAAAGUUGUGAGAAUCUUUUCUAUGCUAUGACGAAUGAGUGUGGAAGUACGCAGUUAGCGAGAUUCAUGAUUUCGAAUGUUGGCCAUCAUUAUCACUAUGAUUGGAACGGUGACUAUCUGAAUUGGAAAAAGAGACUAAACGCGUUUUCUGCGACUGUGAUUCUGAGGACUGGCAUCGAUGAAGCGGAAAAAAGCUGUUGUGAGAUAACAGAGCCCACAAUUUGCUUACAUGACCUUUAUUUGCUUAUCAGAAGUUCAGUGUUCCUGACCCCUUUUUUUUCAAUCCAUGUGGAGAAGAAUAGUUUGAGGGUGACUUCCCCAACCUCCAUCAAAGAUGUGUAUCAGUGUGCAAUUGGGAAUUUCGGGGUUCCUCAGUACGGAGGAACCAUGACGGGCGUGGUGAUGCACCCAAAGGCUAACCAGAAAGCAUGUAAAAGCUUCGAUGAUGUGGAUGUUUCCUUUAAAUCCAAGCCUGGUAGCAUGCCUGUCUUUGUUCUGGUUUUAUCCUACAAUCCAAACCCCAAAAAAUAUAUGGUCAUGCAGUACCACUCCGUGGAAAAUGGGUUUAGGUUGCCCCUCCACAGUCUGCUUCGCGACCUCUGCCUCCAUUUCGGAUUCGCUCCGGGUCAAUUGACUGCCAACGCGCACAAGUAUGUCGCGUCCUACAUCCUGCGGUGCUGUGCCCUGGACAGAUCCCCAAAAUUGGAUGAAUUCCUUCUCCUCUUCAGUAUCGGUGGUUUCCCCUUCUACAGCCUAUAUCCCCACAACCAUUUCCCAAUUUUUGAGAAGGUUGAGUUCAAGCAUGAAAAAUGGUCACUGAGAUACUUCGUUAUUGAGUUCCCGGCUCACAGCCCCCUUGAUCUACCGGGUGUUGUCCUCCGCUGUUCCAUUUCCCGGACGAAAUUUGCUGCAGCAGAAUUAGCGGAGGGAGUGUUCAACGCCUUGAGAGAAAAAGAAGGUCUAAUUUCACACCACUCCCUUCAGGACGCCCAACUGUACAAGAAGGCAGGUUUUUACUACCCCCUAGGUCCUGACCCGUUUCCAUUUGAAGGCAUGCCUUCUCCUGAGAGAUCAAAGGCUCCUUCUGCUGCAGAGUCCAACCCGGCUAUGAGCUCCUCUGGGGACCAAUUCCAAGGCAACUCCACUGCUCUAGCUAUUCGCAAGCCGCCUGCAGCACUGGAGGCCGUUCCUAUCUCUGCCAUUCCUGGGCUCAGGAGGCCCAUCCCAUCCCAGAAACGACCUCGGGAAGGAGUUACUAACGAUGAUUUCCUUCCCAAGAAGAAUAGGGGUGAUGGUACUUCUGUUUCACCCAGCCCCCUGUCAACUUCUUCUGGUACUCAGAAUACCACCUCUGCUGCUGCACCCGGAGGUUUAGAGCUACCCAAUCCGGAGAGCCUGGAUCAUGAGGCAGAUGAACUUCCAGACCAAGCACCACUCAAAAAACCAGCGGUGCAACCUCAGCCUGAUGCAAACAAUUCCCUCCCUCAAACUGCAUCUGCUCCCCAAGAGCUGGAGGUAGAAGUUGAGGAGCAGGAAGAACCAGAGUCUUCUUCUGCAGUAGAGGUGGAGAUCGAACUACAUACAGAGCCGGACGCCCCCUCCACGGUGGAGAAAGAAGCUGAAGGGCAAGAAGAUACUGAGGUUCCUCCAGAGACGGGAAGAGAGACUGAGACGCAGCAGAAACCGGAGGAGCAGCGGGAACCGGAGGAACGACAUCCCGCCAUUGCACCUUCGGCCGUUAGUCUCCCCAUCCGGCGCAAGUUUACGCCGCAAACUUAUCCUGUUUUUACAGAGGGUUGGGCAGGCUUCUCCCGUGGCUUGAGAUCCUUACAGGCUUCCCAUUGUACUAUCCAGGCAAACCUAGAGAGGAUGAGGGAAACAGUGCAGGAGCCUACAAUUCCCCAGGCACUCCCCGACUUGCGCCCUCAAUGCUCUGCACUUCAUGGAGCAUCCCAGCAAUCACUCCUCACUUUGACUGAGGAGUACCUGGGUGGAGCAUUAGGGAACUAUCGGGCUGUAGUGCUCCUGAAGGAGAAGGAGUUGGCUGCCAGGACUCUACAACAGAAGGUUGACUCCCUGGAACAACAGGUCCGGGUCCUACAGGAAGAGAAUGCCCGGCUCAAGGCAGAUAGCUCAAUGGAGCUAGCCGCUGAGAAAUCCAAGGUCGAGGCCUCAGCUUCAGAAGACAAAGUGGGAAAUCUGGGAGCUGGAUUGGUUGAAAAGGAAUCCCGGAUCUCUGAGCUGGAGAAUUCCCUCCAGGAGGCCAAGCACAAGGGUUCCCGCUCUAACGAAUUCACCCUGAAACAGAUGGAAGCAAGACGGCUUAUCCUCGAGAAGUUGAAGGAAGAGAGACAGAUUGCAAGCGAGCUCCGGUCAAAGAUAGGUGAACUGGAGAAGGCAAUCGCUGCUCACCAAGAGGAGGUGGCCACCCUGGUUGCCCGUGCUGAAGCCCUCUAUGAAGAGGGGAAAUUUGACAUGCAGCAAUGCAUUUACGGGGCAGUCCGGAGUGGUCUCCCGGAAAACCGAUCCUUGGAUGACUUCAUCUCUUACUAUGGGUUACCUCUUCCUCUUCCUCCCCCAGACUCUCGUGCCAAUCCGGGACCUUGAUUUCUCAAUCAGUUGUUGUAACUUCUAUUCUGUAACAUUUAACCUUAUAACAAUUUGGCAAUGCUUAAUGUAUUUCUGUUCUUGUAUACUCCUUUCGCUAGUCUAACUAUUCUCCUUUUGGAACUCUUAUUCCUCUUUAGGACUUAGCGAAAAUUCUUUGUCCGCCUAGGCUUUGGGCUUG
Cuscuta campestris is the source of this 4262-nucleotide messenger RNA. Lineage: Eukaryota; Viridiplantae; Streptophyta; Magnoliopsida; Solanales; Convolvulaceae. The record is from the annotation of a GenBank genome assembly.